Molecule: messenger RNA, 1829 nt
Organism: Oryza sativa Japonica Group (Japanese rice)
Lineage: Eukaryota; Viridiplantae; Streptophyta; Magnoliopsida; Poales; Poaceae
Product: alanine aminotransferase 2
Biological process (GO): biosynthetic process
Molecular function (GO): pyridoxal phosphate binding; L-alanine:2-oxoglutarate transaminase activity
Source: RefSeq, a predicted model, not a curated record
GCCUCACCAAGAACGGCGCUGAGGCUGAGUGCCACGUCACCACGCGCGUGCGUCCAUGGCCACCGCUUCGUCAGCCGGUCGUGCACGACGACGAGAUGAGAGGAGAUGAGACGAGUUCCCUCCUCUUCAUCCAUCCAUGGCCGCCUAGCUUAGAGGCUCACCAUCGUCACACUGGCUCACUGCUGCAUUCCGCAUUCCUCGCUCGCUCACCUCACCUCACCUCACUCACCUACAUCGCCGGAUCGAUCGCACCGUCGCCGGCGGCCAACGAGAUGCUUCGCGCCGCCGCCCGCGCGCUCACCGUCAGCUCCCUCAACCCAAAGGUGCUCGCGCUGGCGGAUCACCACCUCGGCGGACUCGUCGCCCGCCGCGCGCAGAGCAUGCAACAAGAGCUAGACGCUAAUCCAGCUUCACAUCCUUUCAGUGAGAUCAUCUAUUGCAACCACAGCAACCCACAGUCCCAAGGGCAGCAACCAAACAAGUUCUUCCGGGAGGUUCUUGCAUUGUGUAAUCAUCCCCAUCUCCUAGACCGGAGUGAGGCCAGCUUCAUGUUCAGCUCUGAUGCGAUAACGAGGGCACGGGAGAUUGUAGGCUUCAUUCCUGGAAAAACAACUGGAGGAUACAGUCACUGUCAGGGUAUUGAAGGGUUGCGUGAUGCAAUUGCUGCUGGAAUAGCUUCUCGCGAUGGUUUACCGUCGUAUUCGGAGGACAUUUUCCUGACAGAUGGAGCAGCUGCACCGGUUCAUAUGAUGAUGCACUUGUUGAUACGUGGCAAGAAGGACGGCAUCCUUUGCCCAAUUCCAUCACACUCUUUGUACACAGAUUCUAUGGUUCUUCGUGGCGCAACUCUUGUACCGUAUUACCUUGAUGAAUCCAGAGGUUGGAGUGUGAACAUUUCAGAUCUGAAGAAACAGUUGGAUGGUGCCCGGGCAAAGGGCAUUGAUGUGAGGGGACUUGUGGUGGUAAAUCCGGGAAACCCUACUGGGCAGGUUCUUGUGGAGGAAAACCAGUGUGAAAUAGUGGAGCUCUGCAAGAAUGAAUGCCUUGUUCUCCUAGCAGAUGAGGUUUACCAAGAAAACAUUUACACGGAUCAGAAGAAAUUUAACUCCUUCAAGAAGGUAGCACGGUCCAUAGGCUAUGGGGAAGGGGAUAUAUCUUUAGUAUCAUUCCACUCAGUAUCUAAUGGAUACUACGGAGAAUGCGGGAGAAGAGGGGGUUACAUGGAGGUCACUGGCUUCAGCUCGGAAGUAAGGGGAGAAGUAUACAAAGUUGCAUCCCUAAGCGCAUGCUCCAACAUAUCUGGCCAGAUCCUUAUGAGCCUAGUCAUGAACCCACCAAAGGUUGGAGAUGAGUCAUACCCCUCUUAUCGUGCAGAAAGAGACAGCAUACUAUCAUCUUUGUCUUGCUGUGCAGAGGCCAUGGUGUCCACAUUCAACAGCAUGGAAGGGAUGACUUGCAACAAGGCUGAAGGUGGAAUAUCUGUGUUCCCUAGUGUUCGGCUGCCGCCACGGGCAAUUGAAGCUGCUGAGGCGAUGAACACAGAGCCGGAUGUGUUCUAUGCUCUCCGUCUUCUCGAAAGCACUGGGAUUGUUGUUGUGCCUGGCUCAGUGUUUGGACAAGUACCUGGAACAUGGCAUUUCAGAUGCACAAUUCUGCCACAGGAAGAGAAGACACGGCAGAUUAUCUCCCGCUUUAAUGUGUUCCAUGAAGCAUUUAUGGAAGAAUUCCGCAGCUAAAAGGCGCAAACAUUCUUUUUCCAUAUGUAGUAUAACUCUAUGUACUUUCUAUGACUGAUAAGUGAUAAGUGAUAAGUGUGAGAUUUCUACCUG